Molecule: messenger RNA, 1521 nt
Organism: Leptinotarsa decemlineata (Colorado potato beetle)
Lineage: Eukaryota; Metazoa; Arthropoda; Insecta; Coleoptera; Chrysomelidae
Product: ninjurin-A
Biological process (GO): tissue regeneration; cell adhesion
Cellular component (GO): membrane
Source: RefSeq, a predicted model, not a curated record
AACAUUAACCUUAUUUUUUUAACAUUCCACGUAUAACAACAAGAAAUGUUGAGUUGGAAUACCCUACUUAUCUUUUUCGCGCGGAAAUUACAAUUCGCCCAGUCGUCACUAGAAAUACCCGAACAGAUUUUCGCUUCCACUGAAGCGUGGUCCGCUGAUUCACAGUAGUAUAUUAUUAACACGUUUGAAAACCAGUUUCUGCAGAAGAGACAGUCAACGCGCACAUCAAAAUAACAUUAUCAACACUGUUUGAAUGUUAUUCAGCGGCGGUUUCGGUAUCAGUAACACACAAACUUCGUUUCAGUGAACAUUAUUGCCGUUCACAAAUUGUAUUUUUCAAAAUGAACGUUUCAUAUGCUCCUCUGAAUCCUCAAAUCGCUAACGUAGGAAAAUUAAACGGCACUGACAAAGCGAAUGAUUAUUCAUCAAUGGUUUUACUAAGUGAAAGUGCGCCGAUAGCGGAGUCCGAACUGGACGAUGACUUGGACGACAGGCAGGUUUCAUCUCAACCUUUCCCAGGAGUUGACGACGGUUUCUUUGAUAAUAAAGAUGAAAACCCCAAGACAGACGUGGAAACGAUAGAUCCAACGCAUCCGGACACCCCGGGAGUUAACGGGACGAACGAUCCCAAGGAAACGGACGAUGAUUGGCCUAGUUUUAUUCCUUCCUUAACGCCAAGAAUGGGCCCCGAUGACGGAGACGAUCCAGAUACAAGCAAGGACCACCCCGAUGGAUAUAUACCUCACCCCCCUAGCGAUAGACCCCACUUUUUAACUCCUGGAGUUGGUUUCGAUCCCGAAAUUGGAAGUACCUUUGGUGGUGCUGAUAUACCGGACGUUAAUAUUUAUCAACACAAGAAAACUUUAGCACAGGGUAUGAUGGAUUUAGCGUUAUUCUCUGCCAAUGCCAACCAGCUGAGAUAUGUUUUGGAGAGUUUUUCCAGACAUCCUUACUACUACCCCAGCGUCAUCUUGAUUUCAUUGAGUUUGAUAUUGCAAAUUGGAAUUGGAGUGGGACUGAUAUGGAACGCCACAUACAACGUGAAAGACGAGAAGGAAAUCUGUAUCGCCAAUAAAAUAAACAAUUUCACGAUCAUUGGGAUUUUUUUAGUUACUGUGAUAAAUGUAUUUAUUUCGGCCUUUGGAGUUGCUAAUCCUGCAUAACCCAAAUUUGGAAGUGUUUUAUAGCUCAAACGAAAAAUAUUUAUUUGUUGAUACGUAAGACUGGAGCAGGUUGUGUUCUGACGGAGAGGUUUCCAUUAGAACUGAAAAAUUAGAGAAAUAUUUGGAAACCGACGAAAAAUACUGAAAAUUAAAGUUGUGUGAGUCUUAAUAGUGUAAUGUAAAGCCCAAGUUAUCAAAAUGAAAAUAGACAUACGAUUAUAAUGAGCAAUUAAUAAUAUUUUGUGCACAUCAAUAAUUGAUCAAUAUUUUUUUAAUGACUACUAUUUUUUUAAUGUGUUUGCUGUUAUGUAUAUUAUUCUUUUAAUCAAAACUGAUAAUAAAAAUAUUUUUUAUAAAA